AUGACCAAUGCUGUGGCGGCAAAGAACGAAGUGAUCAAGCAGUUGGUGGAGCUGGGGAAAUACGACGAGAUCGCGGUAAAGUUGCGCCAGCAGUUGUACGAGACCGGGUGGAUCAAGGAGUUGAAGGACAAAAUCUCGGUGGAGCUCCACAGUACCGCGAACUUGAACUUCACCAACAUCAUGGAACAACUCGAUCUCGACGAAUUGUACAACCAGAAGAUGGAUGCCAAAGUGAAGCAGGUGGUGGUGGGAGAAUUGUACCGGUUCUUGAUGGACAACUUUGAAGUUGUCGACUGA
This is a messenger RNA of Saccharomycopsis crataegensis, 297 nucleotides long. RefSeq lists its product as uncharacterized. The transcript has a single exon. The coding region runs from base 1 to 297 and encodes 98 amino acids. The record is from RefSeq and is a predicted model, not a curated record. Gene Ontology annotation, biological process: positive regulation of DNA-templated transcription; mRNA export from nucleus. Gene Ontology annotation, molecular function: transcription coactivator activity. Gene Ontology annotation, cellular component: SAGA complex; nuclear pore. Lineage: Eukaryota; Fungi; Ascomycota; Saccharomycetes; Ascoideales; Saccharomycopsidaceae.